Messenger RNA from Amoebophrya sp. A25, 3078 nucleotides. The record is from the annotation of a GenBank genome assembly. Lineage: Eukaryota; Dinophyceae; Syndiniales; Amoebophryaceae.
CCUCUCACCUCUCUAGUGAAUAAAUGUUGCAACUUAGCUUAUCUCCAGCAACAUUAAAAUCAUGAUCAUGUCUUGUUACCAAUGAUCAUACCUAUGCCUUCCUACUUACCUUUAACUUAUCAUGAUUAUUAACUCCGCACCAGCUUCAGGUUUAGUACGUUCAAUUGAACUCUCUCUCCCCAUUCCGACUUUUUCUAUCCCAACCUUAUACACUUCUAGGCUAGCGCUACUUGUUAUUUGGAUAUCAUUAGAGGAGAUUUUCGAAUUAUAUCAGAUUCAAACAUAUUAGUGAUACUUUGAAUUUCAUUGGCCUCGCCAUAUUAUUAUUUAUUUGUUGUAAGUAAAACUAUGUACAACUAAUAUAUAAGACUAAAACAAGUCUUUUUCUCUCUCUCCAGACAUCAACUAUUGAGUUAUUGUGCUAACUUGCACGUGAGUUCAAAACACUUCUUGCUGUUCAACACAUUGCUGGUCAAAAUGUCGCUGCCGGCUGAUCUAAAGCGCAGCGCGCUGAGGGCGGUUGUCAUCAUUUCCGCCCGUUCUCUCAUGGUCCCCAACGCCAACGCUGUGGCAGUGCAGUUUCUUCAUACAAAAGAGGACGAUCCUGCGCGGCUGGGGACACUGCUUCAGAUUCAUAGCUCCAGGACUGCUCCUCUGGUCCCGACGGGCAACGGCAAGAACGGCAUGAAGAAGGAUGCCACUACGCCUAGGAAGCAGGCGGACACCGAAGAUCGUCGUCUUGGCCUUGAGAAGGUGAAGCCAAUGACUCGUGGGGAAUUCGCAGACCUGAUGAAGAAUGUGCAAUCGCAUCCGCAUGUUGUUGAUAUCGCGGCCGCCUAUGUUUUCGAUAUCGCCGAACAAAUCGAAGCUUUUGGGCAGGACAUGAAAGCCAGACAAGUAGAUUCUUCUCGCGGGGACGGCUUGGUGACGUCGGCGGGCGAGUUUAUAAAAUUGUUUCAAGCAGAUAUAGGACAUCGUGACGAACAAGAGGACUAUGAUGAAAUUACAGCCGAAAUCACUUUGACUCGAAAGGCGCAGGCUCUCGCAAACGCUGUUCAUGAACUCCACGAGGUAAGACUGAAACUGUUGAUUAAUCCCGACGAGUAUGACGCGGAGAAUCAACAACCAUUUUUGCGCUUGAGCUUUUAUCAGAACGCGGCUACCUUCUCAAUUGCAUCAUCAAUCAAUUACCUCUAUAACCCGUUACACUCGUACUUUUGGGCGAAAAGGGUCCUUCGCAACAGGCAGCACAAGGAGGAGGUUGCCGAAGUGAUCAGGCGUGCUGAAGCCGCGAAGAAGGCAGUCCAAAGCCUGCAAGGCGCGCUGAAUAUUAAAACGGAUGAGUGGGCUGCCCAAAAGGGGGGUCUGGAUAAACAAGUGCAAGAUCUGACGAAGGAGGCUGCAGAAGCGGAGAACAAGCUGAUCAACCAGGUUGCUACAGCCAAGGCGCUGGCUACUCAAAACGCGGAGCUCGAUGCCCAAGUGCAGGCCGCCCAAACCGAGGAGAAGGAGCUGGCUGCUCAAAAAGCGGAGCUGGAAUCCAAGGUGCAGAAUUUGGAGCAGAAAGCUACUACUCAAGCGGAGGAGGCUACGAAACUGAAGCAUGAGGUCGAACGUCUGCAGGGCGAGCUCAAUGUUGCAACAACGAAGUUGGCUACUGAACAGACGCAGCUCACUGCUGGAGAGCAGGAGCUGGCGGCCGAAAAGGCGAAGCUGGCUGAAGGCAUGAAGAAACUCGCUACUGAAGAGGCCAAGCUGGCUGAAGGCAUGGAGGCGCUGAAAGCUCAGGCUCAAAAGGGCAAGGAGGAGCUGGCUUCCCAAAAGACGAAGUUGGACAACGAGGCCCAAAAACUGCAAGGCGCACUGGCUGAGGUGGCUGCCCGGGACGGGAAGCUGGCUUCUGAAAAGGCUGAGCUGGCUAAGCAACAGGAGAACCUGGACAAAAAAAAGGCGAAGCUGGCUGCUGAAGUGCAGGGCCUGGAGGACAGGGUUGCUCAAGAGAAUACGCGGGAUACUCAAUUGCACGCUCUCGGUGCGGAAAAGACGAAGCUGGACGCGGAGGUCAAACACCUUAAGGACGAGCUGCAUGCUGCAAAGGCGAGCCUGUCUUCUCAAAAGAAGGAGCGGGAUGACGAGGUCAAAAGUCUGCAGGCCACGCUGGCUACUCAAGAGACGGAGUUGAGUACUCAAGUGCACCAUCUGGAAAGUACGGCCGCUUCUCAAGCGGAGCUGCUGAAGCGCGAGCUGGAUGCUGAAAAGGCAAAGCUGGAAACUUUGGUGCACAAUCAGGCGGAGAAAGCUACUCAAGCAGAGCUGCUGCAGAGCCAGCUGGAAGAUGAAAAAAAGGCUGAGGUCAAACAACUGCAGGACGCGCUGGAUGCUGAAAAGGCAAGGCUGGAAACUUUGGUGCACAAUCAGGCGGAGAAAGCUACUCAAGCGGAGCGGCUGCAGAGCGAGCUGAAGAAGAAAGAAGCGGAGGUGGAACACCUGGAGGGCGAGCUGGAGCAUGCUAGUGCUGCUCAAGAGAACAAGCUGGAGGCGCAGGAAAACGAGGCCCAAAGCCUGCGUCUCGAGCUGGAUGCUCAAGUGCAAGAUCUGGGUCAUAAGGCUGCCCAAUUGAAGGAGCUGAGUGACGAAAAGGCGGAGCUGGCUGCUCAAAAGGCGGCGAUGGAGGGGGAGGUCAAACGCCUGCACGACGAGCUGGCUACUCAACACUCGGAGAAGGCUACUCAAGCGGAAGAGCUGACGCGCGAGGUAGAUACUCAAAAAGCGGAGGUGAAACGCCUGCACGACGAGCUGGCUACUCAAAACGCGGAGCUCUCUGCUCAAGUGCAGGAUCUGUCGGCGCGGGCUGCAACCGCGGAGCAGAAGCUCUCUGCUCAAGUGCAGGAUCUGUCGGCGCGGGCCCAAACCGAGAAGGCGGAGCUCUCUGCUCAAGUGCAGGAUCUGUCGGCGCGGGCUGCAAGCGCGGAGCAGAAGCUCUCUGCUCAAGAGGCCUCGUCGGAGCAGGAUGCCUCACUGUCGCAGAGAACCGCGGUUACGGGCUCUCCCGGACCGUGUUUCUUUGGAUCGUGCUAA